AUGAUGUACCAAUCAUCAAUACUCAACAACACACCCAAGCUACCAAAGGUGUUGUUGCCAGUGAUGGUGAUGUUGGUACUUUUACUGUGCUCAGACCGUGUGAGCGCAGAUAUAGACUCCAUGUCUGCUCGGGCUUCAUACAUGGGCGGUGGCACAAACUUUGUAGUGCAAGCCACUGGAUUCCCCCUUCCGCCUGUAGUCCAGCUCACCCUUGGCGGUGGUGCUCCUCCAGUUAUCUUCCCCUUUGUCUCCGUUGUUGGCACCACCUACACCUACACAGUACCCGCCGAGCCACCCGGUGGAGACAAGAAGCGCCGCAGUAGUAUCGAUUUCACUUUAGAUAUCUUCAACGGUCUAGUUAAUGCAUACCAUGGUGCAUUCUCAUAUUUGGCUGCUGAGAUCGAAGACUUUGAUCCUCCAAAGCACUUCCAAGCAUCAAAUGGACGAAGGCUAACCAUUAAUGGUGCCAAUCUCAAAAUUGACCCUACCUUCCCGCCUCCAACUGUAAGCAUUGGCACCUCCGUUUGUGCUCUCACAGAUUAUAAGGAUACCAGGAUCCAAUGUACAAUGGGCAACCAACUAGCAUCUGUUGCAGUGCCAAUCACAAUCACCUAUUACAAUGGUUAUACAGUAACUGCUUCCAAUAUGUUUGAUGUUGUUAACCCGAUUAUCAACAACAUUGUACCUGCAUCAAUCUCAGCUGGACAAUCCCAAGUGAUCGCAUUGAAUGGUAACUUCCUGUAUGAUUUCCCUCAUGAGAUCAUGUCAAAGAUAACCUUUGGCGGUGAGGACUGUACAAACAUUGUGAUUGUCAGUUCAACUCAGAUCAAAUGUACAUCGGCACUCUUUACCGGUGUACCACAAGGCACAGCCCAAAACAAAGUGCUAGCAAUGACCAUCGGUGCUCAGAAUGUCAUAGCCGUAAUCAAUCUUGAAGUCUAUGAGCCUCUAAUUAAUGCAGUCCUACCAAGACAAGGAUUGUCCGUUGGUGGAACUGUUAUUAGAGUUACAGGAUUGUUCCUCAGUGCAGUCACUGCCGUGGCAAUUGGUGGAUCAAAUUGUGUAUUAGUCCCACCCUCAAUUGCCGCCGGUCAGUUUGAUUGUACGACCUCCCUCUACAACCUCGGUCCCGGUAUCAACAGUGCCACCUUCCCACUUGUAAUCACCAUCGAUGGCCAAAACUACCAGUCCCAAGCCCCCGAGGUGUUCACCUAUUACACUCCCGUCAUCCAAGCUUUGUUGCCUGUCAACAUGAUCACACUGGGAACAUUCUUGAUGAGUGUACAAGGUGUUAACUUCUAUGGAGUGACAGCUGUCAAGAUUGGUCCGGUCACAGUCAAUGUGUUCAAGCCAACGAGUAAUGACCUGACAUUGUUAUUUGAUGUUAACGCUGCUUUGUUGACAGUUGGUAACAACGCCGUCACUGUUGAGAUUGGAACCGUCUCAUCCAACGCCAUGAACUUCCCCGUGGCCGUGCCGUCCCUUGGCGCACCCGUCCCCGCCACUGGAUUCCUCCAUGCAGUCACCCCGAUCACCUUAACCAUUGCCAACUUCCCCACGCUAGCCAGUGGCGCACCGCUCAACACUGUCACCAAGGUGUAUGUCAAUGGAAUAGAGUGCAAGAAUUUGGUUAUGCCUAGUGCCACUCAAUUCACAUGUGAUGCACCCGCCGCACCCGCCGCCGGAGCUUUCCCCAUCACAUUCAAGGUGCUCGAGCAGGACUACAACCCAGCACAGACCUACACCUACUACGACCUCAACAUCGCAGGCCAGACCCAGUCGACCACCAUCCCAGCCGGUGGUGGAGUGCUCACACUCAAUGGAGGCCAUCUCGACGUCGUUCAAACAGUCACCAUCAACGCUAUCCCCGUUGUCGGAUGUACCAUUGGCGCUGCCCAGAUCACAUGUCCCAUCCCUCGUAACCUUCCCGGCGCCUACCCAGUCGCUGUCAUCGCCAGUGGCGUCAUCUAUCCAUCACCGGCACCGAUCAACUACAUUGGACCCAACCUCCUCAGCAUCAGCCCCAUCCAGGGUAACUCCAAACGUGUGGUCCCCAUCACAUUGGGUGGAAACAACCUCGGAGCUGUUGCGGCCGGCAUCACCAUCACCAUUGGUGGAGUCAACUGUCCCAAUGUUGUGGUCAAGCCGCAAGUCGGUGGCCUGGACCAAAUAGGUUGUGACGUGCCAGUCACUGCGGCCGGCAUGCAUAAUGUAGUGAUUAAUGUUGUGCCCGGUGGUGGUGGCGCGGCCGUAGCCUCCAUCAACAACGUACAAUACCGAUCGAAUGGCCUGGCCUGUCUGGGCGCACCCCUCGCCGACGACUCCAACUCACCAGUCGAAUGGUGGUUCACGUACAAGCAGAGCCACACUGAUCCGAAUUUCGAUUACAUCUACAUCGACAACACGCUAGACCGUCUCGUCAAGCUCCACCCCCUGUCAAACUUCGGUGCCACCUCCACUUCCUUCAGUCCCCUGGCCAUCACCUUUGAUCAGUACCGCGACUACCACUAUGCCUUCUUCAAUGACCAGCCGGGUUCGCGAGACAACGACGGCAGGCGUUCGAACGAAUUCACCCCACGGUUCGGCCACGGCCAUCUCAAGGCCUUUGUCAUCUUUGAUUACAACGCCGCCACCCUGCAAUAUGAGGGCAUCCACGUGAUGCACUCCAACCCGGUGUUCCCUGCAACCCGCGGCGCCAAUGCAUACUACGACAUCACUGCUGGAAUGCGCUGGAUUGGCCAAGCGGACAACAACCAACACUUCUUCUGCUAUCCAUUCUCCAGCAUCGAGAUGCCCUUCAACUACUUAAUCCACAACGACGCCAGCAUGUACCCCACCUUUAACAUGCCCGCGGGCAUGGGCGCCUGGCCCCAGGCCACAAAGAACCGCUUCCCCUUCUUCUACGACUACAUGGCGCUAUGGAUGGGUCUGCCGCAGCGUAUCCCGAUCCCCCCUGCAGUCCCUUGCAACCAGAUCUGUUUCCAGCAGUUGUGUGAGGCGGCCAUUAUCGUCAACCCCAACGUCCGCGACAUUUGCUACUGGCAGUCGCCCGCAUUCAUGAUUGGCGGCAGGACCGCUAACUACUUCAUGAAGACAUCGCUCGACACCAGGGUCGUUACGUUCCCACCCCUCGCCGGUGCCUCCCCACCCGGUCUCGAUCGCUUCAUUGUCAUCAACCACUUCCUUCCAAAGAAAUACGAUGGAAUUGACAUCUGGACCGUUGUUGCCGAAUCCUACGGACGUAUGAUGUUUAUCGAGAUGUUCUACAAGACUCCAGUCCAAAUGUUAUCCACCAAUGCUGUAAUCAAUGUUGGUUUACUACAUCUUCCACCAUAUUUAAGCGGAGCUGUCAACACAGGUCCUCCACUCAAUCAAUGGAAUUACUUUGACUAUUCAUAUUCUGGAAAGAGUAAUGAGCAUGCCAAACUUGGAUUCCCCAUAUAUCCUGUCGUCGGUCCCAAUGCCAUGGCACCCAACAACAACAUGUUCUGUGUCGGUGAUUCAAACAGACAUAAUGGACAAGGUGCAAGAGGUGGAGGUACACUAUGUUUCCAACAUCCAACACUUUCAUACCAGUUCAGUAGCAUGGUAAAGUCGUACAACUCAAUCACCACUGCCAAUGGUUUAAUGCAGAAACCUUCGAGAGGUCGUUCAACUUCAAUGUCCUAUAAUGCCGCCAUCAUCCAACCUUUGAAGCUCCCCAGAGCAGCAUGGCCCAAUGACGUUAUCUUUGAGAUAAGGGACGCUAUCAACGGCAUUGUCACACCCAAGCUGCCCCCAUUCAUGGGUGUGGUGACCGCCGCCACCGCCGCCCUCCCAGUCGACGUGGAAUCCAAGUUCCUGUCUCUGAGGAAUAAUCUGGCCUUUUGUGGAGGACCCUCCGACGACCUUGGAAACAUCGCACCCGAGGUGUCAAUCAGUGGAUACGUCUCGGACGACACGUUUGCAAUAAUGUACGUGGCGGCCGAUGUCCUCGUCGCAUCAAUCUGUGACAAUGUCCCGCUGAUGUUCCCGCCAACACCCUGCGACCAGAACAAUGCCCGCCGCACAAGGAUCACUGAGAUUGUGGCGGCACCCCCUCCACCACCCCUGGUGUUCCCCGCCACCUACAACCAAAACUACCUCGAAACCAUGACCCUGCGAACAUUCGACCUUGAGGCCAUCAAUGACUUCCAGGUGGUCCAGUUCACCGACGAGUUCCGUCAUAAGAUCUUGCUCAACCCAGCCGCACUGCCCCCUAUCCAGUACAUUAUCGAUGCCACACUUCAGGUUCCUUCGGUGCUGGGUGCCUACACGACCCGCAGGCUGGCACCCAUCUGUAAUGAGGAGCUGGCUUACGAUGUGCUGAUGUCGUACGUGUACCAGCAGUCCAACUUCCCACCUCAAGCCGAGACCAUCUUCAUGAUUGACAAUGCCCCAAUACCCAACUGGGCCAACGGUGUGUUGUACGCUCUAUCCAAGUUCAUGUACAAUGAGAUCCCCGAUCCAAUGGGUGUCGUCAAGACCCCGGCGUUCAACCCCUGUGUCACCAUGUACUUCCCUGCGAUGCCCAACAUUGAAACCUAUACUCCGGCCCGACCAAUCAACAUGGCGCCCACUCAAAUCGAGCUGUUCUACCGCACAGCGGCGGCCACAUGGGACAUGAUGUCCAUGUCGAUCAACAAUGGCAAUGGAGCUAGGGUUGCGCGUGUCAACAACGCCGACGUCAUCACAUGGAAUGCAUUCCUGACUCAAAUUAUCGCGUUGCGUCAGGGCAAUGGCAUCACCUCGCUCUCUCAAAUGCUCGGAUUGAUGGCCCAAGCCAACCCCGCCAUCGACUCUCCCGCCAACAGGCAGUCGCUCAUCAACAACUACUUGGUCGCACCACCCCCUGUCAUUGUCCCCAUGCCCUCUUUCUUUGCCAUGCCACAAGGCCUCUCCACGUCCUCGCUCCUGGCCAGCAGCGUGCCUCCCCACCGCCUUUUCCCCAACUUAACCUCUCUUGCCGUUGAUCCUGAAUACCUCGUCUCGCCCAUCCAGCAAUUGUUGCAGGUACAAAAGUCAUUCAGCGAUGAGGAGAUCAUCUACUUGAGCGACGAUCAGACCAACAAGUUGAUCGAUUCGAUGAUGAAGUGGGCCACGAUCGCCGGUGUUAACCAGGCCGUCCAAGUGCUCUUUACCGAUCCCUGGACCCAGACUCAGAACCAGCCAAUCCAGUUCAUCUCUGAGCUGAACCGCGACCAAAUAGGCGGUGAUAUUCAGCUGUGCUCUAGCCAAAUCAACCCGGACGAAACCUUGAUCGCCGUCUGCUCCCCCAUGUCGAUCAACGCCAUAACCUUCUUCAUUGAGAGUGCCAUCGUCUCGUCCGUCUCUUCUCAGGUGCAGUAUGGCGACUUCAACGCCUACUUCCUCCCCAUGCCACCCAACUACAACGGCUCGAUCAGCUCCCAGUACGGCGGCAUGGCCAUCGCCACGAUCAACUCUGAGAUCUGUGACAUCCAAAUGAUGACCACAGGCGACUUCCUCUCGCACAACUUUGACAACCUGUGCGCAUCCAUCGGACCAGUCGUGGUUAACAUCACCAGUCUCACAGGUCCCACGUCUGGCGGCGUAACAACCACAAUCAAUGGCUUCAGAUUCAACUCCUCACUCAACAUUCAGAUGGGCAAACAUAGCCAGGUCACACCUCAGGUCAUCUCACCCUGGGUGAUCGAGUUCCAGACGCCAGCCGGUAUCGGCCACCAAGUGUUGUUCCACUUCUUUAGCAGCACAAUAUUGUUCAACAUCCAGCGCACCAAGUUCUAUUACAAAUACGAUGCGCCAAUCGUCACCGACGUGUCGCCCGCCACCCUGGACAGCCAGGGCGGUUCCACACUCACGAUCACUGGAAGCAACUUUGGCAACGACCCAUACAUUGUGGAAGUCACAAUCGAUGAAGACACACCAUGUUACCCUGUCCUGGGCAUCACCAGCACCUCAUUGGCAUGCUACUCCCCAUCGGGAGUCGGCCAGGACAAGACUGUCACCGUUAAAGUCGGCGGCCAGUCAUCCAAGUUCACCGUGGAGACCAUCCCCACGAUGUCCUUUGACUACGAGGCACCAUCACUUCAACAGUUCUUGCCACCCGCUGCUGAUGCUGGUGACUUUGUUGUGAUCCAGGGUGAUGGUUUCGGAUCUAUCGACGAUGGAUACGGCCCACCCAUGGUGUUCAUGGGCGAUCAGUUGCUCCAAGUGGUCGACUACACCGACACCUACAUCAAGGUGCUUUUGGACGAGGGCGUUGGCAGCAACCAGAGUGUGACAAUUCAGGCUGGCGAUCAAACAUCAACCUUAUUCACUCAGUUUGGAUACCUCCCACCUCUGAUCACCGGCGUCUUCCAGUCCGACCAACUAUCCACCUCAGGUGGCGCCGUCCAGAUCAUCGGCGAGGGUUGGGGACUGGCCUCAACAGAGAUCGACUAUGUUCGCAUUGGCAACAUUGAGCUCAACUACUGCAAUCCAUUUGACAAGUUUGUUGAGUGCCUUGUGCCUCCAGGCGUUGGUGCCAAACUGCCAAUCACGGCAUCAGUCGGAGGACAAGUGGCCAUCGGCGGAACAUAUGAAAACUACGUGUCGUACGCCCCACCCUUCAUCAACCGCUACCGAUACUUCAAUAAUGGUACCUUCAACAACUUACUCAUGCUGAAUGGUCGCAACUUCUUCCCUGCGAACGCUGGCGUCAACUUGACAAGUUCAUCAUACAUUGAGAUCAAGUACACUGACAACAGUCUGUACUUGUGCAACAAUGGCUUUGUCAACAGCUCAUACGCCCAAUGUCCACUCGUAUCAACUGUCGCUAGUAUUGUAAUGUACGUUGGCGGACAGAUAUCCAACGAGCUGUACAUCAGCAACAACACAUAUCAGUUCCAAUUGUUUGUGUUCAAUGAUACCGAUCACAAUGGAUUGUACAACUCCAGCAUCGACCUGCCCAUGGGCAAGAUCCCCGUGACACUCACCGAUCCAAAGGGCGUCACUCAAACAUUCGACACUGAUGCCUCUGGCUACGUCACCGCCACACUCAUUCAGAAUGAGUACGUCGUCUAUGUUGGACCACUUGAUCCCAGCAUCUUCCCCAAUGUAUUCAUCUCGAUCAACAACAUCACCAUCGACCUGUCCCAGAAUAUCAAUGUCUCCAUACCCGUCACCACCAAGUUCAUCUAUGGAUGUAUUGGUAGACUCUACUCUGAGCGAGCCAUCAUGGAUGUUCAAUAUGGAUUGACACCAAUAUCGAACUGGGGCUUCUGUGAUCCAGACUACAACGCCUACUGCACCUACGUCAUCACCAGAACAGAGUUCCCCGAUGGAUGUAUCCCAAUGUUUGGUAACAAAUCUGUUAAUGUCAGAUACAGUACAACAUUGACCAUCAAUAACUACAUGGACAAUAAUUUGACAGGCGUCAACACUGGCAUCGGACCGGGACAACAGGAUUACUUCUUCGUCCUCGCAUACGCUUGGAAUGGUAUUGAUACUUGGUCAAUGACCGUCACGCCCUCGACCAAUGGUAUCUUCGUUGUGGACUCUAUUCCACCCGUCAACAUCAACAUCACCUUCUGGACCAGAACAAACAAUCUCAUUCCGAUCAUCAACAGACAUGUGUUCAAGUUGCCCGUCACCAAGGAGGUAUCAUUCCACUCUGAAUACUUUGGAUUCUACAACGCUUUCUCCAACGCCUCCAACACAUUGUAUCCGGCAACAUUGUUCUCCAGUCUAACUGGCGGAUACAAGGGUGACACGAUGAGCUUGCCACUGGGCAAGUACAACGCGGCAACACUUCUGGCGCAGUACUCAUUCGUCAACAAUACCCGAUCAUUCUUUGGCAACUCUACAUUCUACAACGUCUACGUCUACACCAAUCACAGCUCCAACAGUGUUAUCACAGGUAUACCUACGAAUGGCGUCGUCAACCUCGUGUCCAUGUCCCAACAGCCCAUCGGUGUCCAGUUUGAGAUCUCCUCAUCGACGCUCUUCAACUUCCUCACUCCAGAUGGUCCACUCAGCAAUCAAGGACAGAACGUAACAUUCGUAUCACCCUACACAUUCGAGCAACCAAUCUACUCUGUCGAUGUUCAAGGUGUACCAACGGUAAUACCCUGCACGACUAAUGGUAGACAACAGUCAACAUGUAACUUCCCAGCCAACAGUGGUGGACAACAUACAAUCACUCUGACAUGGCGUGGUCUGCCACUGUACCAGACCUAUCCAGUUUGGUAUAGAACCAAUUAA
This is a messenger RNA of Acytostelium subglobosum LB1, 8241 nucleotides long. RefSeq lists its product as hypothetical. Gene Ontology annotation, biological process: DNA metabolic process. Bases 1 to 8241 code for a protein of 2746 amino acids. The transcript is spliced from 8 exons. Gene Ontology annotation, molecular function: deoxyribonuclease II activity. Lineage: Eukaryota; Evosea; Eumycetozoa; Acytosteliales; Acytosteliaceae. The record is from RefSeq and is a predicted model, not a curated record.